This is a messenger RNA of Arabidopsis thaliana (thale cress), 2202 nucleotides long. RefSeq names its product MATE efflux family protein. The coding region runs from base 713 to 1891 and encodes 392 amino acids. Gene Ontology annotation, cellular component: membrane. The record is from RefSeq and is marked reviewed. Gene Ontology annotation, biological process: xenobiotic detoxification by transmembrane export across the plasma membrane; transmembrane transport. Gene Ontology annotation, molecular function: antiporter activity; xenobiotic transmembrane transporter activity. The transcript has 8 exons. Lineage: Eukaryota; Viridiplantae; Streptophyta; Magnoliopsida; Brassicales; Brassicaceae.
AUCUCAUGUCAGACCUUUUUAGACUAUUCAUUAUGGCACCUACCACACUAGUGUGUCUCCAUCUUCUGUAUUUAUAUACAUAUAUCAUAAGUCAGAACAAAGAGAAAGCAAAGAAGAGAAACUAAAACAGAGCUUUUUUCACAUGGGAAAGGAUAAGACUUUGCCGUUGCUUGACCCUCGUGAGCCACCGGAACUCACCGGAACCAAGUCGGCGUCAAAAGUAUGGGCCAAAGAGUUCGGCGAAGAGUCGAAGCGGCUUUGGGAGUUAGCAGGACCAGCGAUUUUCACUGCCAUAAGUCAAUACUCUCUUGGUGCUCUCACUCAGACUUUCUCCGGCCGUCUCGGUGAACUUGAGCUCGCCGCCGUCUCAGUUGAAAACUCUGUUAUCUCCGGUCUUGCCUUCGGUGUCAUGGUAUGUUACGUAAACACCCUUCACACGUGUCAGGUUCUUGGUAAUGGAUAAUGUGUUCUAAUAAUAGCCACAGAAAUAAAAGUCAAUAUUUGAGGACUUUUUUUGUAUUAAUUAAUAUCAAUAUUCGUUAAUAUCAAUGAAGUAGAUUUUCCCAUACAUUUAAAAUUGUUUCGUAAUUGUGAUUAAGUAAAUCCUAACAGUGUGUUUUAUAUUCAAAUAAAGUAGAUAUAUUAAUGUAGUUGAGUUCAGUGUUAUAAUAUUUGUUAUACAAGUAAUCUCUACGAGGGUCCUUGUUUAGGGAUGGGGAGUGCAUUGGAGACGUUGUGUGGACAAGCAUAUGGCGCGGGACAGAUUAGGAUGAUGGGAAUAUAUAUGCAACGUUCAUGGGUCAUUCUCUUUACUACUGCUUUGUUUUUGCUUCCCGUCUACAUUUGGGCUCCUCCUAUUCUUUCCUUCUUCGGCGAGGCUCCUCACAUCUCUAAAGCCGCGGGGAAGUUCGCAUUGUGGAUGAUCCCGCAACUAUUUGCCUAUGCAGCCAACUUCCCGAUACAGAAAUUCUUGCAGUCACAGAGGAAAGUUCUUGUGAUGGCUUGGAUCUCUGGAGUGGUUUUAGUUAUACAUGCAGUUUUUAGCUGGCUCUUCAUUCUUUACUUUAAGUGGGGACUUGUAGGUGCAGCUAUCACUCUCAAUACCUCGUGGUGGUUGAUUGUUAUUGGUCAGCUUUUGUAUAUCUUAAUCACCAAAUCAGACGGUGCGUGGACUGGAUUUUCUAUGCUAGCGUUUCGGGACCUCUAUGGAUUUGUCAAACUUUCCUUAGCCUCUGCUCUUAUGCUUUGUUUGGAGUUUUGGUACUUGAUGGUUCUGGUUGUUGUUACCGGUCUCCUUCCUAACCCGUUGAUACCAGUCGAUGCCAUCUCCAUUUGCAUGAAUAUAGAAGGGUGGACUGCCAUGAUUUCGAUCGGGUUUAACGCUGCGAUUAGUGUGAGAGUAUCGAAUGAGCUGGGUGCAGGAAACGCAGCGUUAGCCAAAUUCUCAGUGAUAGUCGUCUCCAUAACUUCAACUCUUAUCGGGAUAGUGUGCAUGAUUGUUGUCUUAGCCACAAAAGACAGCUUCCCUUAUCUUUUCACUUCAAGCGAAGCUGUGGCAGCAGAAACCACGAGAAUAGCCGUCUUGUUGGGCUUCACUGUCCUCUUGAACAGCCUCCAGCCCGUCUUGUCAGGGGUUGCGGUUGGAGCGGGGUGGCAGGCUCUGGUUGCAUACGUGAACAUUGCGUGUUAUUACAUUAUCGGACUACCUGCUGGUCUUGUUCUUGGAUUCACACUAGACCUCGGCGUUCAGGGAAUAUGGGGAGGUAUGGUAGCUGGAAUAUGCUUGCAGACACUUAUAUUGAUUGGAAUCAUCUACUUCACUAACUGGAACAAAGAGGCUGAGCAAGCGGAGAGUCGAGUUCAGAGAUGGGGAGGAACGGCGCAGGAGUGAUCAACAACUCCCUUAGGACGUGGACUAUAUCAGUUAUUGAUCUUUUUUUGUCAAUGUUCAAUGUUGAGAAAAUUGUUUAUCGGAGAACAACAUCAUCUCUUUUUGUUUUUUGAUAUGCUUAAAGUUAACGAGUCUCUCAGUGAUUGUUAGAGGGGUACGGUUUGUUAUGUGUUAGACUUAUGUUAGAUUCUAGGAUGGUUGUUGCUAAGCCAAAGUUCUUGAUUAAUUUUAAGUAUGAGAUUUAAUCUUCAUAAGCUUGUUGAUCCUUCGUUUUUAUUUUAAUGGUCAGACUUGAUCCAAUGUUUAUGUUC